Molecule: messenger RNA, 1254 nt
Organism: Patiria miniata (bat star)
Lineage: Eukaryota; Metazoa; Echinodermata; Asteroidea; Valvatida; Asterinidae
Product: fucolectin-1-like
Exons: 5
Coding region: 2-838 (278 amino acids)
Source: RefSeq, a predicted model, not a curated record
AAUGCUACUGCAUUUGUUAUUAGCCUCAGUAAUAUUGUACUUGUGUGUACAUGUUUAUGUUUAUGAUGCAUGUAUUACUCCAGCAAGCCACAUGUGUGGGUUAGUGGACUAUGCUUUAGCAACUCCAAGUUUCAAUCGAUCCAUCGCGAAGACGCAGAAACUCUGCUUCAAGCUGUGUCUUGAUCAUCCCAACUGCAAGUCCACUAACUACUUCUUGAAGACACGCAAGUGUGCUCUCAACAAUGUAUCGCACUUGGACAGCUAUCAAGAGCUGAAGAUGGUGUCUGGCAGUUUCUAUGCUUUCACUGAGUCAAAGACUGACUGCACUGUGGGACCAAGCAACGGACUGACUACCAGUCUGGCUGAAACUACCAAAGUAUGGACUGAGCAAGAGUUAUCACUGAUUGGCAUGGCAAGUCAGCAGAGCUCAACUUAUGGUUUGACAAAAUAUACCGCUGAAAGAGCGAAUGACGGACACUUAAAUACGCAAAUGACUACAAGUCCCUAUUGUUCACACACAGCGCCAUCUAAGCAUCCAUGGUGGCGUGUUGACUUUGGAGGAAAACACUGGCUGGGACGGGUCACUAUUGUCAAUAGAGGUGACUGCUGCGGAGAUCGCUUGGAGGGGGCUGCUGUACGUGUGGGAAUCAGCUUUAACAUUACACGUAACAUGAUAUGUGGCUCUGCAGUCACUGCGGAUCAAGCCCUGGACGGGGCAUGGAUUGAAAGGAUCUGUGAUCCUCCAACUUUGGCACGUUAUGUUAGCAUAGAUGUUGACUAUGGGGAAAAUGCUAACCCACUUCAACUCUGUGAAGUAAUGGUCAUGGAAUACGUGUAGGGAGACAGUAAUUACCACUCAUGUCAGAAAUGAAGCACGAGUGCACAAAAAUUAAAACUAACCUAUUCUUCAAAUAAAAACAGUCAAGAUAACAAUGAUCUAACUUGAAAACAUAUAUCAUAUAUCUCAUAUCGGUCGCAGACUACAAUUUGUAAAGGUUAUUUCAAAGUCGAAAAAUUAUUGCUGUCUUGUGUGUGCCACAGGGAACAGGGACUUACCCUGUAGUUAAUUUUAACGAGUUGUGUGUGAAUUCUUUGCUUGUACCUCUCUUACCCAAAAUACGGUCAAGCAUGGUCUAAAGCUGUGGAAUUCCUUGGAUGUUUCUAAAAUGAUAUGGAAUCUUCAGUUAUUUAAACAAAAAUAUAAGGCCACUGGUCAAGCUACUAUUGCAAUUAGCAUGAUUACUGAUUAGUCUA